Molecule: messenger RNA, 3601 nt
Organism: Brassica oleracea var. oleracea
Lineage: Eukaryota; Viridiplantae; Streptophyta; Magnoliopsida; Brassicales; Brassicaceae
Product: calcium-transporting ATPase 1, chloroplastic
Exons: 8
Coding region: 354-3407 (1017 amino acids)
Biological process (GO): calcium ion transmembrane transport
Cellular component (GO): intracellular membrane-bounded organelle; membrane
Molecular function (GO): calmodulin binding; ATP binding; ATP hydrolysis activity
Source: RefSeq, a predicted model, not a curated record
CUUCGACGAAGCUCACACAUUCACACUUAUAUGCGAGACGACGCGUUAAGCAUAUCGAUAUAUGUCUCUUCACUGAUAAGAUAAAAAUAACUAAAAGUUAAAAGAGCUCCGAUUGAAUGAACGAAGAAUCUUCACUGCUUCUUCCUUUUUUUUUUAUAAUCUUUUCCCCCAGUAUAUAUAAUAGAGUUUCUCAAUGACUUUGUUUAUAUAUUAUAUAAUAUAUCUUUCUGCGUCUUCGAUCUACGAGACCCCCUUGAUUCUCUCUAAUCUGUCUCUCCCGUGUCUGUGUGAAGUAAAGGUCUGAGGUGAGCGAGUGAGUGGGAGAUUUUAGCUCUUCUAAGGCAAAAAAAAAAAUGGAGAACUACCUGAACGAAAACUUCGGCGAUGUGAAGCCUAAGAACUCCUCCGACGAGGCGCUGCAGCGUUGGAGGAAGCUCUGCUGGAUCGUGAAGAAUCCUAAGAGGCGGUUCAGAUUCACUGCUAAUCUGACGAAACGUUCCGAGGCGGAGGCGAUUCGUCGUUCUAAUCAGGAAAAGUUUCGAGUGGCGGUGUUAGUUUCACAAGCUGCACUUCAGUUCAUUAAUGGCUUAAAGUUGUCUAGUGAGUACACUGUACCUGAAGAAGUAAGAAAAGCUGGAUUUGAGAUUUGUCCUGAUGAGUUGGGAUCGAUUGUAGAAGGGCAUGAUGUGAAAAAGUUGAAGAUUCAUGGUGGAACUGAGGGCCUGACAGAGAAACUCUGUACGUCGAUUACUAGUGGCAUUGGUACAUCUGAAGACCUGCUGAGUGUAAGAAAAGAAAUUUACGGAAUCAACCAAUUCACAGAGAGCCCCUCUCGUGGCUUUUGGUUAUUUGUUUGGGAAGCCCUGCAGGAUACCACCCUCAUGAUUCUAGCUGCAUGUGCUUUUGUAUCGCUUAUAGUUGGGAUACUCAUGGAAGGGUGGCCGAUUGGUGCCCAUGACGGACUUGGUAUAGUGGCGAGUAUUCUUCUUGUUGUGUUUGUCACCGCCACGAGUGAUUAUAGGCAAUCCUUGCAGUUCAAGGAUCUGGAUGCAGAGAAGAAAAAGAUUGUGGUUCAGGUUACUAGAGAUAAAAUGAGGCAAAAGAUCUCGAUAUUUGAUCUACUUCCUGGCGAUAUUGUUCACCUUGGCAUUGGAGAUCAAGUUCCAGCUGAUGGGCUUUUUCUCUCAGGGUUUUCUGUUCUGAUAGAUGAAUCUAGCUUGACUGGAGAGAGUGAACCCAUUUGUGUCAAUGUGGAGCACCCCUUUCUUCUUUCAGGUACCAAGGUUCAGGAUGGAUCUUGCAAAAUGUUGGUGACUACAGUUGGAAUGAGGACUCAAUGGGGUAAACUGAUGGCUACACUAAGUGAAGGCGGCGAUGAUGAGACACCUUUGCAAGUAAAGCUAAAUGGUGUGGCAACCAUCAUUGGCAAAAUAGGUUUAUUUUUCGCUGUGAUUACGUUUGCUGUUUUGGUGCAAGGGUUGGCUACUCGGAAGCUUCAAGAUGGUUCUCACUGGGCCUGGACUGGUGAAGAGUUGAUGUCGGUCCUGGAAUAUUUUGCUGUUGCUGUAACAAUUGUUGUGGUCGCGGUCCCAGAAGGUCUGCCUUUGGCUGUCACAUUAAGUCUUGCUUUUGCCAUGAAGAAGAUGAUGAACGACAAAGCGCUUGUGCGGAAUCUAGCUGCUUGUGAGACAAUGGGAUCUGCAACAACUAUUUGUAGUGACAAGACUGGAACUCUGACAACAAACCACAUGACAGUUGUAAAAGCCUGCAUCUGUGGAAAAGCCAGAGAUGUUAAUUGUUCCGAUGCUGCUAGGUAUUUAGCCUCUAGUAUCCCUGAGUCUGCUGUUAGAAUUCUACUGCAAUCUAUAUUUACCAACACUGGUGGUGAGAUUGUUGUGGGGAAAGGAAACAAAACCGAGAUACUGGGAUCACCCACAGAAACUGCUCUGUUAGAAUUUGGGUUGGCACUCGGAGGGGACUUUCAAAAAGAAAGACAAGCCUCAGAUGUUGUGAAAGUUGAGCCCUUUAACUCUACAAAGAAAAGAAUGGGAGUUGUCAUUGAGCUGUCUGGAGAACAUUUCCGGGCGCAUUGUAAGGGUGCUUCUGAGAUAGUUUUAGCUGCCUGUGAUAAGUACAUCAACAAAGAUGGUGAUGUUGUUCCCCUUGAUGAAGCAUCUACUAGUCACCUAAAUAACAUUAUUGAAGAAUUUGCUAGUGAAGCACUUCGAACUCUUUGCCUUGCUUAUCUGGAAAUCGGUAAUGAAUUCUCAUCAGAAGAUCCCAUUCCAAGUGGAGGAUACACUUGCAUAGGUAUUGUGGGCAUCAAAGACCCUGUUCGCCCUGGUGUCAAGGAGUCUGUUGCGAUCUGUAGAGCUGCUGGAAUCACAGUCAGAAUGGUUACUGGAGAUAACAUUACUACUGCAAAGGCUAUAGCCAGGGAGUGCGGGAUAUUGACUGAUGAUGGCAUAGCUAUCGAAGGCCCUGAGUUCAGGGAAAAAAGUGAAGAGGAAUUGCUCAAGCUAAUCCCAAAUUUGCAGGUCAUGGCUCGAUCGUCACCCAUGGAUAAGCAUACUUUGGUGAGAAACCUCCGUACAAUGUUUCAGGAAGUCGUUGCAGUGACAGGUGAUGGAACAAAUGAUGCUCCUGCCCUUCAUGAAGCUGAUAUUGGACUUGCAAUGGGAAUUUCUGGAACCGAGGUGGCAAAAGAGAGUGCGGAUGUGAUUAUCCUAGAUGAUAACUUCUCGACGAUUGUCACUGUUGCCAAAUGGGGCCGUUCUGUGUACAUAAACAUUCAGAAAUUUGUUCAGUUCCAGCUGACAGUAAACGUUGUGGCUCUUAUUGUCAACUUCUUGUCAGCCUGCCUUACUGGAAACGCGCCUCUAACAGCUGUCCAGCUACUAUGGGUUAACAUGAUAAUGGACACACUUGGAGCACUCGCGCUAGCCACAGAACCACCACAGGACGACCUGAUGAAGAGAACACCAGUGGGAAGGAAAGGAAACUUCAUAAGCAAUGUAAUGUGGAGGAACAUCCUUGGCCAGUCACUAUACCAGCUUGUCAUCAUAUGGUGUCUCCAAACCAAGGGGAAGACAAUGUUCGGUAUCGACUCCGACUUAACACUCAAUACCCUUAUCUUCAACACCUUCGUCUUCUGCCAGGUGUUCAAUGAGAUAAGCUCGAGGGAAAUGGAAAAGAUUGAUGUGUUCACGGGGAUACUGAAGAACUACGUGUUCGUAGGGGUUCUAACGUGUACGGUGGUGUUCCAAGUUAUCAUAAUAGAGCUACUUGGUACGUUUGCUGAUACAACACCACUAAAUUGGAGCCAAUGGUUCGUAAGCAUCGUGCUAGGGUUCCUUGGCAUGCCUGUUGCUGCUGCCUUGAAGAUGAUUCCAGUUGGCGCACACUAAGUCUAAAGUCUUGCGUUAUAUGUGUGAUUCCUUAUUAGCUGUUGAAGGGACCCAUUUUUUUCUAUUGGCUAUGGAAGUUUGAUAUCCUAAAUGGCCUUGCUUUUUUUGUUGUGUUUUCAUUUGUGGGUUGUUGAUUUGGAGGAGCAUUUGCUUCGUAAAUAUUAAUGAUAAUGGAACUUUGUUGCUCUUAUCUU